CCGACGAACGGACAAACAAUACUACAUUGUGCUCGCGCCGCGACGUUUUACUGGUUUCCGCGUUUCUUUCGUUCCCGUGUCCACUCAUCUGGACACUUAUACCUCACCGAUCAGUUUUUUGAUGAAUUUUUUUUGAUCAAACGUUUGUGAGGGCUCGAUUCUCGUUUAAUCGCUCCGGUGCGCUGACGGUCAUUGUUAGAUACGUAAGACAAGUCUGUUAGAUGAUAAGCGCGGGGGGGGAGAUGUAACAGCGAUAUUGGCGGUCGUGUAUCGGCAAUGUCCAAAGAGUGUCGGGUUGUAAACGGCGGUGGCGGUGUCGUCGUCGGCGGAUACGUGAACCAUUGCGAGCAGGUGCUCGGUGACCAAAACGAAAUGGUGAUGGCCGCGUCUAGGAUGGUCGCUGGUAAUGAUCAGGCGGUGGCCUCCAUCAACCACCGAGUCUACCCGCCGUCGACCAAUGAGCUGAGUAAACUCAAGGAUCUGUCGUUCGGCCAUCUCAUGAUGUUAGAAGAGUACUCAAAAGUUGUCGAACUGAAAGAUCAAGAGAUAAUGCUGUUGACAAAGGAAUUGGAAUAUUUCAAAAAGAGGGCCGAAUUUUCUCAUCGUAUGGCUGAAAGAGAAGAAAAUUUGGAUGUUUUACCAUUUACACCAGUUUCUUCAACAUGCUCGUCUGGCAUGGGAGAUUUGAGCUCGGCUGAACUACAAGAUCAACAAGAACAACAGGGCAAUAAACCUAAAAAGCGAAAGCUUCGUCAAGCUGCUACUAAACAACCAAACCCAAAUCCAUUAGAAUCCAACCAUGCCAAACGGCAGAAAACUAGGACUACACGAGCUAAAUCAGCUAAAAUAGGUAAAAUGCAAGAAUUGUCUCUGAUCACAGCAGAUGAUGCAUAUUACACAUGCCUUGGAAAUUACGAUCCUAUAAGAGAUGAACCAGUAUCCGAAAAAACUAAUAGUAAUUUAGAAAUACCAAGUUGGAGGGUUAAAACAUAUUCUAGUUGGUAUUCUAUGGAAGGCACUGAAAAUAUGUCUGAUGAUAUCUUUGAAAGCAGACAUUAUAGACUUGAACAGUGUGAACAAAAACGAAAAAGGUGGGAUUUGCAACGAAUGAGGGAAUUAAAACGAGUAGAGUAUUUGAAGGAAGGUCGUAAUAAACAUCAUACACAGAAAUCUAAUGACAAUAUUAAGGAAGAAUUAACAACUUUAUUGCCCAGUCCAUCGAACAUAAAAGCAAUCGAAAUCACAGAUAAAUUACCCGUGUCUGCAUUUGGCAGCAAUUUACAUAUUAAAAAGAAACUUGAAAUAUAUAAAUUUUGUCACAGUCAAUGGUGUAAUGAUGGGUCUCAAGCACCAAAAGAAUAUAACAUACGUGGACUUCGUUCUGCAGGUUGUAGUCAAUUGUAUGAUACCAUGUAAGUUAUUACUUCCAUGUAAUUUUUGUGACAAAUAUAACAGAUCUGGACUCUUCCGCUUGAACCAUUUGAUUAUAUUUUGUUACAUAAUGUAUAAAACAAUCUUAUAUGAUUUACAACUAGAGUGGUUAACAAUUGUUGUGAUAUUUAUCUAGUAUUUAGGAUAUUAUACCUUUUUUUUACUUUUUAUUCUUUUAUGAAUUGUAUUUUAUUUUGAAACUGUAAUAAUUAUAAUUUAUAUUCAAGUGUUGCAAAUGAUAAAUAUAGUACCCUGCUAAAUCCUAAAAAAUAGGAUUUUCAAUCUGUUAAAAAAAUUUAAUUAAUUAUCUAUUUAUUAGUCAUUAAUGUAUUGUAUAUACUACAUGAUUUUAAUGUGUGUGUCACCAUAUCAUUAUUUAAUAUCUAUAUUUUUUAGAAGCAUUUCCUGUGUAUAAUAGAUAAGCUGUAUCUGUACUGUCAUAUUAGGAGUUUGUUAACAUAAACCUGUGUAAGAAAUUUUGACACUGAUUUGUGUCUACAAACUUUUAGACGGUGUUUAGUGGGAGCUUUUUUGCAGAUAAUAUAUUUAAGACCUGCAUAUACUAUGCUGUUAUCAUAUCAAUGGUGAUAACACACUUAAAAAUAACCAAAUCUUUUGGAAGUUAAGCUGUAACUAAUUCAUAAAUUCAUAAAAAUAUAUUACUUAUUAGUAACUACUGUUAGUUAAUGUGAUUUCUGAUAAACCUUAAUACCAAUUAUUACUUGAAGAAUUGCUAUAUUAAUUAGCUGUUUUUUAAGCAUUUGGUGCACUUGGUUUGAUAAUCAAACUAUUAAUCGAAUCCCAGUUCACAUCAAGGAUGGGCCCACCCCAGACAUACUGUUUCUCAAUUUUUAAAAAUAAUCCCACAGUUCCUGGUAUUACUAUAUUUUAAAUCACAUGCAUGUCUGAUGAUAUAAUAUAUUAUUAUAUGUAUUAUUCUGCGGUGCACAAACUAAGAUAGUACUGUCUUAGUUCAUUGUGGACAGUGAUUCCAAUAUUGUAAUUUUACAUUAACAGACAAUUGUU
Molecule: messenger RNA, 2457 nt
Organism: Myzus persicae (green peach aphid)
Lineage: Eukaryota; Metazoa; Arthropoda; Insecta; Hemiptera; Aphididae
Product: male-specific lethal 1-like 1
Exons: 6
Coding region: 277-1416 (379 amino acids)
Cellular component (GO): MSL complex
Source: RefSeq, a predicted model, not a curated record